Messenger RNA from Drosophila willistoni, 6875 nucleotides. It is a transcript of the gene DNApol-theta, whose product is annotated as DNA polymerase theta. NCBI's taxonomy places the organism in Eukaryota, Metazoa, Arthropoda, Insecta, Diptera, Drosophilidae. The transcript is spliced from 7 exons. Gene Ontology annotation, biological process: double-strand break repair via alternative nonhomologous end joining; DNA-templated DNA replication. Gene Ontology annotation, molecular function: DNA-directed DNA polymerase activity; DNA binding; ATP binding. Bases 13 to 6696 code for a protein of 2227 amino acids. The record is from RefSeq and is a predicted model, not a curated record.
UUAAAUUUAUCAAUGGCCUUUUCCCAGUCUUUUGAUUUUGGAGAGAGCACUAUGAUGCAGCUGGAAAACGAUCUAAAAUCCACGAAUGUGAAGGGACAUAUUAAGCCGAUGGAGUCAAAAUAUGUUCAGAACCAGCCAAAAAAUUCUAAUGCCAGCUGCGACAACUACUCCGAGUUCUUUAAGGAUUCUUUUCCGUAUAUGGAGCAACUGUGCAAGCCAACGACGCCCAUUGAGUAUCAGUUUAUGACGCGCGUUUCCCAAAUGGAGGCUGCUCUGAACUCGCCUGCCUUUGAAAGUUGCGGCAGUCCUUCCGCCUUUGAAGCUCAAAUUUGUACGGAAGAUGUCUUCGGCACAGAUGGAUCUCACGAGGAUUCCAAGACCAAGGGCAAACUUCAGUUAGACGAAAGCAGUUUUCUGUGCCCAGCGCUUGAUGAGCAGGCGUCACAGCAACUCCAGGAGGAUCUUAUGCGCAGUCGCAGUGUACUGGUUAAUCAGGAAGUGGAGUAUCGCCAGGCAUCGAACACAUCACCCAGACUGAGCCAAAAUCUAAGCAAAAUGUCGCCCAAUCAGCAACGUGUGUCCCCCACAUCCUCAACCGGCUCGAGUGCUUCAGAUGCCAAUGAAGCAUUGGACGUGGAAUCGCUCAGAUCCAUAUCCGCAUGGAAUCUACCGCACAGCGUGCUCAGCGAGUACAAAAAGAAGGGAGUCGUCCAGAUGUUUGACUGGCAGGUGGAGUGUCUGAGCAAGCCGCAAGUACUCUUUGAACACCGUAAUCUGGUCUAUUCAGCUCCCACUUCUGCCGGCAAAACCCUGGUGAGCGAAAUCUUGCUGCUAAAAACGGUGCUAGAACGGAGCAAGAAAGUAUUAGUUAUCCUGCCAUUUAUCUCAGUGGUGCGGGAAAAGAUGUUGUACCUGCAAGAUCUUCUCACACCCUCAGGAUACCGGGUUGAAGGUUUUUUUGGUGGUUACACGCCUCCAGGUGGUUUUGACGCUCUCAAUGUAGCUAUCUGCACCAUCGAGAAGGCGAAUGCCAUAGUGAACAAGUUGCUGGAGCAGGGCAAACUAGAUGUGAUCGGCACCGUAGUCGUGGAUGAAAUACAUCUCAUCUCCGACCCGGGCCGGGGCUAUAUUCUUGAACUAUUGCUGGCAAAGAUUUUGUAUAUGUCGCGGAAGCAUGCCUUGCAAAUCCAAGUCAUCACAAUGUCGGCCACUUUGGCCAAUGUCGAAUUGCUGCAGAGCUGGCUGAAUGCAGAACUCUAUAUAACCAAUUAUCGGCCAGUGGCUCUUCAGGAGAUGAUUAAGGUAGGCACUCAGAUCUAUGAUAAUAACUUGCGAGUCCUGAGAGAUAUCACGCAAAAGUCAGCGGUGCCUAUGCUGGGUAAUGACUGUGACCAUGUGGCACAAUUGUGUAUCGAAACGCUGCUCGAGGGCUGCUCCGUUAUAGUCUUUUGCCCAUCGAAGGAUUGGUGCGAGAAUCUAGCUGUCCAGCUGGCAACAGCAAUUCACACUCUGAUUAAGUCGGGCUCCGAAGUGGGUCAAAACCUACGCACGCAUCUGAACCCGGCUUCCAUUGAAGAGGUUAAACAACAGUUAAGGGAUAUCCCUACAGGUCUAGACGCAGUCAUGUCCAAGGCAAUCACCUAUGCUUGUGCUUUCCAUCAUGCUGGUCUGACGACAGAGGAACGAGACAUUGUCGAAGCGAGUUUUAAGGGCGGAGCUAUUAAAGUUCUUGUGGCCACCAGCACAUUAAGUUCCGGUGUCAAUCUACCGGCUCGUCGUGUACUCAUCCGUUCCCCGCUUUUCGGGGGCAAGCAAAUGAGCUCGCUAACUUAUCGCCAAAUGAUUGGCAGAGCCGGUCGCACGGGAAGGGACACUCUCGGAGAAUCGAUACUCAUCUGCAAUGAGAGUAAUGCCCGGAUUGGCAAAGAUUUGGUCACCGCACAACUUAAGCCGAUCACCUCGUGUCUGGAGAUGGAUGGCAGUACCCACUUGAAGCGUGCCUUGUUGGAAGUCAUAUCCUCGGGCGUGGCCAGCACCAAGGAGAAUAUAAAUGAUUUUGUCAAUUGCACUCUGCUGAGUGCCCAAAAAAAGUUGGCCACACCCCCCACUACCACAGAAAAGGAUGAAGAAGAGGGCGAUGGGGAAAAGUGGACGGAUUACAUUAGUGAUGCGCUAGAUUUUCUGAUGGAGUACGAGUUCGUAAGACUACAAACAGACGAGGAAGCGGAAACAUCAAACUAUGUGGCCACCCGUUUGGGAGCCGCUUGCCUGGCCUCUUCUAUGCCUCCCACUGAUGGCCUGAUUCUCUUUGCAGAGUUGCAAAAGUCUCGUCGCUGUUUCGUCUUGGAAUCAGAACUUCACGCUGUUUAUCUAGUAACACCUUACUCUGUGUGCUACCAGUUGCAGGAUCUUGAUUGGCUGCUCUACCUGGACAUGUGGGAGAAACUGAGCCCUGCCAUGAAGAAGGUGGGUGAAUUAAUUGGCGUCAAAGAGGCGUUCCUGGUGCGAGCGAUGCGAGGUCAAACCAAGUUAGACUACAAGCAAAUGCAGAUACACAAGCGGUUUUAUACAGCGUUGGCGCUACAGGAAUUGGUAAACGAGACGCCCAUUAAUGUGGUGGCCCACAAGUUUAAAUGCCAGAGAGGCAUGUUACAGGGCCUGCAACAGAUGGCCUCCACAUUCGCGGGCAUUGUUACCGCCUUCUGCAACUCGUUGCAGUGGUCGACUCUGGCCCUGGUCGUAUCUCAAUUCAAGGAUCGUUUGUUCUUUGGCAUCCAUCGAGACCUAAUUGAUCUGAUGCGCCUUCCGGACUUGACGCACAAGCGAGCUCGUGCACUACACGACGCCGGCUUCACCAAUUUGUUGGAAUUGGCCGGCGCCGAUGUUCUGCUUCUUGAGAAGGCUUUGUUCAAUUCUCAUAGCUUCGAUACGGCCAAGCAGCUGGAGAAUGAGAAUGCCCAGGAAGCAGCUAAACGUAAUAUGGCCAGAAAUGUCUUUAUAACAGGUCAUGCGGGCAUGUCAGUGGCAGAGGCAGCCAAAUUGCUCAUCCAAGAGGCUCGACAAUUCGUUCAGUAUGAAAUCGGAGUGGGAAAUAUCAAGUGGACGCAGACAGAGGAGGCCACUACUACGACAGAUUUGCACAUGUCAGUAGAGGACACGCACCACAACAAAAUAAACCCCUCAAUACCCAAACGCAAGAUGUCGGAGGGAUUAGAUUCAUCACCAAAUGAGCCGUCGCCCUUUAAGAUGCUUAAGCUGGAUAAAGUUGUCGACAAAGCCAAGGAAAAUUAUUUAACGAGCGCUGCCAAGGAUACGGUCACAAGACCAACGGAAGUUAAAGCAUGUAAGACUUCAGAAUCUUCAAGACAAUUUUCCGUACUCAAAACUCAAAAUCCACCUACGCAAAGUUCCCUCAAAUUGAAUGGCACGGAAUCGUCUUUGCUUAAGACCCCAAAUUCUGUACCUAAUUCCGCUUUUAAGCCAUCAUCUAUUGAUGUCAGUUGCAUGCGUGAUCCUGGUACCAAAAGGGCGAAAUGUAGCACGGAAAAGCCCGAAGUUCCAGCAGAUGACCCCAAGAGAAAUACUCCUGUCUCCAAGCAAUCGACAUAUACUACCAUUCCAACAGUUACCAAUAAAGCGUCGCGAUUUAGGACCCAAAACCCAACAAUUCAAUCAAAUCCUCUGAAACCUGUUACUUCAGCAUUUGUAAAAGAUCCACAGAAACCUGCAGCUUAUAGUUCUGCCACAGGAAAUACAAGAGAUAUACACCCUUUCUCCACGACAGACAAUCCUGUGGUACCAAAUCCAACCACUUCCCAUAACUUUGAUAUGGAACAACCAACAACAAGCCGUGCAGCUAGCAAAGAGCUUCUAAGAAGGGAAAUUGCGGAACGUCGUCGUUUGGCUUUGUUGAAAAUCAACAAGAAGCGUGCUGAAAUGGAGAAUGUUGGUCAGACAUUGCCUGUGGAGACACAGGGCAUCAAGAUGCUAAAAGUAGCUCCAAACAAUACGAAAAACACAACAACUGAGGAGAUUCAAGAUCAAGUCUCUACAAAUAUAUCUUCUGCAAUCAGCACGAACAAAGUAGAACCCCCAGUCGGUCUUAGUAAAGAGUUAAAAUCCGGUACGGAAACACAGGGGAUCAAGAUGCCAGAAGUAGCUCCAAUUAUAACACCAAACAAAACGAGGGUUCCAGUCCAAGUCUCCACAAAUAAAUCUUCUGCAAUCAGCACGAACAAAGCACAAACCCAAGUGGGUCGCAGUAAAGUGAAUUUUCCCACGCCACCCAGUUCAAUGCCAAGACGUAGCCCACGUAAUCAUGAACCACCGAGGAGUAGAGUUCCUGCAGAGGAGGAUCUAUUUAUGGCCGAUGAUUCCUUUAUGCUCAGCUCUGCUGUGACUGCUGCUAUAUCAGCAGCCGAAAGCAAAUUCACUCUGCCAACUGCCAGUUCGGAGACAGACGAAAUCCCAAGCUCACAGCCAAAGGAGUCGUCAGAGUUGGCUAGUGCCAAUGGACAGACGCCUUAUGCCUCGCGUAUAAUGCGCUCUUAUCAGCUGCGAUCUCAACGCGUGCAAAGUCCUCAGCCAAGUCCGAAUGUCUGCGAACCUGACACGAUUUCUACUGAGAGUGUUGCCUCCUCCAUGGAACUCUCUGAGAUGUCUUCGUCUGAGAGUUCUUUGAUUCAGAAUCCAUUGCAAUUAAACGCAUCACAUAUUCUGAGUGCUUCCAAGGACGAUGAUGUGGCCUCCAGCUUUAACUCUAUUGACAUUGUCGACAUCUGUGGGAGUCGAAGGCUAUUUCAGGCAGCAUUCAAGAUGCUGCACGACGCUCCACGUUGUGGGAUGAGUGUUGGACUUCAAAUGCAGGCUGGCAAAAGGAAACCUCUGAUUGGAGCAAAUCUAUUAAUCAACCAAGUGGCGGCGCAACAAGAGGCAGCAGCCACUUCCGAUGUGCUGUUCGAAGUGGAUGACAAUAGAUUUAUAGCAUGCUUAUCGUUUUGCCUAGCCGACAAUGUGGCCUACUACAUGAACAUGCAGCAGGAGGGCAAGAAAGAAGCUGUCGGCACUCAGUUAAAGGUGGAGGAGCUGGUCAAACUGUUGACUCGCCCCGAACUGACGCUUAUAAUGCACGAUGGCAAGGAGCAGCUAAAGAUCCUACGGCAUGCAAUGCCACAGCUAGUGAGGAUCGCCAUUAAACUGGAGGAUCCCAAAGUGGCCAAUUGGUUAUUGCAGCCCGAUAAGGUGCUCAGCUUCCACAACAUGUGCCAGCAAUUCGCACCUGAAUGCAAGGGUUUGACCGAUCUCUGUGGGAGUGGACGAGGCUACAGUAGCUACGGUCUAGAUGCCAGCAAUGCUAUUUUGCCCAAGAUUAGAGCAUCAGUAGAAGCCUGUGUGUCCAUGCAUAUACUCCACGGUCAGAUUGAGAAUCUUGAGAGGAUUGGCACUGGGCAACUGCUCAAGUUUUUCCGAGAUCUCGAAAUGCCCAUUCAGUUGUCGCUCUGCAACAUGGAGUUCACUGGCUUUCCGGCCAAGCAAGAAUCCUUGCAGGGUCUCUCUCAGCAAAUGCUGAGCACCAUGAAGAAAUUGGAAGCCAAGAUCUACGAGUUGCAUGGCUCACGUUUUAAUCUGGGCUCCUCCCAGGCCGUGGCCAAGGUUUUGGGACUGCACCGCAAGGCUAGUGGCAAGGUCAGCACAUCCCGGCAGAUUCUUGAGAAACUGGACUCGCCCAUUUCUCAGCUGAUAGUCGGCUAUCGAAAACUGAGCACUGUAUUAGCAAAGAAUGUCCAGCCAUUGCUCAAAUGUUGCCAGGACAAUCGCGUCUAUGGGCAGAGCCUUUCCUAUACAGCCACUGGACGCAUAUCCAUGUCAGAGCCAAAUCUACAAAAUGUUGCCAAAGAUUUUGAGAUCAAUUUGGAUUCGGAUAAGGUCAACAUCUCCUGUCGUUCAGCGUUUCUGCCCAUGGACUUUAAACGUUGCCUGAUUUCGGCAGAUUUUUGCCAAUUGGAAAUGCGAAUCCUAGCCCACUUGUCGCAGGAUCCAGCCCUCCUGGAGGUGAUGAAUUCACCACGGGAUCUGUUCACAGCUAUUGCCGCCCGAUGGAAUCAUAUGAACGAAUCUGAAGUAUCGGAGAACUUGCGCAACGGCACCAAACAGAUAUGCUAUGGAAUCGUCUAUGGCAUGGGCAUGCGCAGCCUUGCCGAGUCAUUGAAAUGCACGGAGAAUGAAGCGCAAACGGUUUCGGAACAGUUCCAUCAAACAUAUGCUGGAAUAUCAGCCUAUAUCCAGAAAGUAGUCAAGUUUGCUCGCAACAAUGGCUACGUGGAGACCAUAACUGGACGAAGACGGUAUCUGGAACACAUCAAUAGCGGAGAACUGCAAAUAAAAAAUCAGGCCGAACGCCAGGCCAUUAACUCGACCAUUCAGGGUUCAGCUGCAGAUAUUGCCAAAAGUGCCAUUCUGCGCAUGGAGAAGCAUUUGCUUCGAUACCGCGAACGCCUGGGGAUAACUGAGAACUCUGUGAAUUUAGUUUUACAUCUUCACGAUGAACUGAUCUUCGAGGUGCCCAUAGAUAAGGCCAAAAAAAUAGCCAAAGUUUUAAGUCUCACCAUGGAAAGCUGCGUCAAACUGAGUGUACCACUCAAGGUGAAACUGAAGAUUGGUCGCAGCUGGGGUGCAUUGAAGGAAGUAGGAAUAUAGGCAAUUUGUAAUUUUUUUCUUUAAUAGGUUUUAAAUCAAAUUUUUAGCACAGAAUUUUUGAAUUUUAUUAAAAUGUAAAAAUUUAUUGACUUUGCUUCGCUUGCCAUUCCGUCCAGGAGCCGGCAUAAGAUUUGGCGCUGCAAUUUAGAUUGUUAAAUAAAUAUACAUUGCGAAAUACA